AUGGAGACUGUAUUCAAGCGCCGCAAGCUCGACCAUCAAGGUCAGGGUAUUCGUCACAAGGGCUUGAUUGAUUUUGAGUCCCGCGACGCUGCUCGACUGUCUACCGCAAGCACUUUUGUGCUCAAAACCGACGCGCUGCUCAAAGACACCAAGCUCGAUUACGCCGCUGCUUUCGAAGGCCUCGACAGCCAAUUACACAAAAUAAAAGGCAUCAUAGACUCGAUAGAGCCCCAGGAUGCUCAGCCUAUACACGAUGCAUCUAUCAAGUUUGAAAAGAAGCAUCGCAUCACGAUCCCCUACCCAGAACCGAAACCUACCAAAGACUCGAAUUACAAGAUAGCAUUCUCACCGCCAGCGCAAUGCAACGUUGUUGGCAGCUUCGUCGGCAAGACAUUGACCAAGUCCCAAGAGCGCCUGGGAAUCGAUAUGGUUGUCCAGAUGCCCAAGAAGCUUUUUCAAGACAAGGACUAUCUCGAUAUGCGCUACUUUUACCGACGAGCAUACUACAUCGCGUACAUUGCCGCAAAAAUCAAAGCUGACCUUGACGACAAAAUUGAUAUCCAUUACGAGCUCCUCCAUGAAAACCCUCUGCUCCCUAUUCUCGUCCUUCGUCUGCCUCGACAAGAAGCCGGCAAAUCUUCCAAGAAAUCCGCAAAGCACGAUGCCCACAUCAGACUCAUCCCCUGCGCUCCUGAAGACUUAUUUCCUUGGUCGAAACUGACCCCGAAUGCGACAAACAUCCGAAUCGACACGAUAGAUGCAAGCAAGUCGAGCCCGACGGGCACGCCGUUCUACAAUUCUACCCUCAAUGCCGAGAGAACUUUCAUCCAGUACCUCCGAGUCAUCACAAACGCCAAAAGCGAGUGUACAGCAUUCGGAGACGCCUGUGUCCUUGGCAGGAUUUGGCUUCAACAGCGAGGGUUUGGCAGCGCCAUAUCUCGAGGCGGCUUCGGACACUUUGAAUGGGCAGCUAUGAUUGCGCUGUUGCUCAAGACUGGCGGCAGAAACGGUGCCGCCGCUCUGUCCACGUCUUUGAGCGCCACCGAGCUCUUCAAGGCGGCCAUUCAGUUUCUGUCCACGACAGACUUUACCAAGAAGGCAUUUGCGUUCAAGACGGCUGCAGAGUCCAUCAAGGAGACGGGACCCGUGAUGUUCGACCCAAUCCGACAGCUCAACAUUCUGUUUAAGAUGACGCCUGGAUCGGCAAACUACCUGCAGAUGUGCGCCAAGUCUACCACUGAGCUACUCACGGACGAGGCCUCUGAAAAGUUUGACUCGACCUUCAUCACCAAAGUAGAUGUGCCGCUGCAGGUGUUCGAUGCUGUGCUCGAAAUCAAGAACCCCAACCUUGCCAAGUACGCCGCUUCACCCGAUCGUCUAAGCGAAAUCACAUCCUUUGGUCUCGAUGCUCAUAGAGUUCUGCACAAGGCUUUUGGCAAUCGCGCGCAACUAGUCCACGUCCAGCUGCCGCCAAGGAAGCAGUGGAAUCUUGCCAGUACCUGCCCGCCUGCCCCGGCUACUGUCUCGGUUGGUGUCAUCUUUGAGCUGACGCACAUGAGCAGACAAAUGGAGCAUGGUCCGUCUGCGGAAGAGCAAAAGGACGCAGCCAGAUUUCGUCAGUUUUGGGGUGACAAGGCCGAGCUGCGUCGUUUCAAGGAUGGAAGCAUUCUGGAAUGCGUCGAAUGGACGAGCAAGCUUCCUCUUGACAUUUGUCAAGAAAUUGCCCAGCACGCUCUGAGCCGCCACCUGAAGCUCGCUCAGAGCGAUGUAUGUGUUGUGGGCGAGAGUUUGGCCACCGUCAUUGAUAUUUCAAAUCUCGACAAGGCAGCAUUCGAUGCCGCGCGACGGUCUUUUCAAACACUCGAGCACGAUAUCCGCAGUCUGGACGAUUUGCCCCUGCAAAUACGCCAGCUCUCUGCCGUCUCUGCCCUCGCUCGCUACGCGUCCGUCGAGGCGCCGCUGGUCGGCUUUCACAAGGACACGGUCGAGCUCAUCGACGUCAAUCUCUACUUUGAGCAGUCGAGCAAGUGGCCGGAAAACCUGACGGCCAUCCAGGAAGCCAAGAUUGAAUUCCUCCUCGACAUUGACCGUCGGCUAACGAGCGCGCACAACAACAUCAAGACAUAUCUUGGCCGGGAAAACAAAGACAUUGGCAUCUCCAACCUUGCCUUUCUCGACAUCUUGUAUGACAGCGGCGCCGCGUUCCGUCUCCGCAUCCAUUGCGACCUUGAGGAGACGCUGCUCGAGCGACAGGUACAGAACAAGAUCCUUGACCACCACGUGCGCGAAGAGGCCGAGCAGGUCGGCCUGCGCUUCCACUGGCUCUUCGACAUCCUCCCCCUCCACACGCAGACCAUUGCUACAUACUGCACGCGUCUGCCCGCGCUCUCUCCUACCAUCCGCCUCGCCAAAGCCUGGUUCGUCGCGCACAAGCUCACCAGCCACGUCCGCCCCGAGCUCAUUGAGCUCUUUGCCCUGCACGUCUUUUUGCAGCCGUACCCCUGGGCGGCGCCAUCCUCGGUCACCACGGGCUUCCUCCGCAUGCUCGCAUUCUUGUCGCGAUGGGACUGGCGCGAACAGCCGCUCGUCCUCGACACCGCCGAGGAGCUGGCAGCGAACGAGCGCGGCGAAAUCCAGCGCACGCUGGAAACCUGGCGCCAGCGCGACCCCGGCAUGAGCCACGUCGUGCUCGUCGUCGCCACCUCGUACGAUCGCUCCGGCCUCGCCUACACGCAAGACGGCCCCAGCAAGCUCGUCGCCGCGCGCAUGACGCGCCUCGCCAAAGCCGCCUGCAAGCUGGUCCGCGACGCCGGCAGUCCGCCGCGCCUCGACGCCCGUCUACUAUUCGAGCCCGCCCUUCACGACUUUGACGUGCUCAUUCACCUUUCGAGCAAGGCGCUGCGGACGAUUGCGCGUGACACGGGCAGCGACGCCGGCGCGCCGCGCGUCUCGCAGUUUCGCAACCUCGACGGUGCGACAGGCCGAGCACCGCUGCCGGUGCGCGCGAGACCCGCGGCUGUGCUCGUCGAAGAGCUGCGGCGUGUGUACGAGGACACGCUGGUCUUCUUUCCAGGCGCUGACGACGACGACGCGACGAUUGCGGCGUUGUGGAAUCCGCGCCUGCAGCGGUCCAAGUUUCGCGCAGGCCUGCCGUACAACUUCUGCGCGGUGCCGACUAAGAAUGAUGGUGAUAAGAGCGAUGAGGAUGAUGUGGUCGAGUUGAAUCGCAAGGCAGUGCUGCUGGAGAUUGCGCGCAUCGGCGGCGCGCUAAUUAAAACGAUUGAGGUGGUGGCCAAAGAUCAAGAGUAA
Messenger RNA from Beauveria bassiana ARSEF 2860, 3309 nucleotides. Its product is annotated as nrap protein. Lineage: Eukaryota; Fungi; Ascomycota; Sordariomycetes; Hypocreales; Cordycipitaceae. The record is from RefSeq and is a predicted model, not a curated record. Bases 1 to 3309 code for a protein of 1102 amino acids. Gene Ontology annotation, biological process: tRNA export from nucleus; rRNA processing. The transcript has 2 exons. Gene Ontology annotation, cellular component: small-subunit processome; CURI complex; UTP-C complex.